AUGGUGAGUUCUUGUAGUACAGAUUUCAAAGCUAAUAUAUCAUGUUUGAUAAUACCUUGUAUAACAAACAAUAUUCCAAUAAAAGCGAUAAAUACUGWGUCCAUAAAGAUACCGAAUAAUAUAAUACUAGCUGAUAAAGCCUACAACAAACCACAACGUAUAGAUAUGUUGAUGGGUGUAGAAUUGUUUUUUGAUUUAUUGGAUAAGGGUCAAAUUAAAUUAAAUGAAAAUGGACCUACAUUGAAAGAAACAAAGUUUGGUUGGAUUGUGGCAGGCCCGGUCAAUAAUAAAUCAAAUUUAAAAGAGGCACAAAAUAUUUCUUUAAGCACGUAUCAAAUAAAUGAUAAUUUAGAAGAAAAAAUUGCAAAGUUUUGGAAAGUAGAAAACGUAGAUAAAAAUACUCAUUACACUUUGGAAGAAAAAACUUGUUACGAUCAAUUUAUUAAAACAGUGCGACGCGACGAAUCUGGCAGAUUCGUAGUACAAUUGCCGUUCCGCGAAGAAAUUAGUAAUAAAUUAGGUAAUUCUUAUCAAAGCGCGUUCCGGAGAUUUCUGUCGACCGAAAAACGAUUAGCACUAAAUACAAAAUUAGGUAAAGAUUAUCAGCAAUUUAUUGAUGAAUAUCUAUAUCUCGGUCAUAUGGAACUGCUGUGCAGUGCGGGGGAAAGGUCGGUCAAUGAACCCGGCUAUUUUCUACCGCAUCACGCCGUAAUAAACGAAAAUAGUAGUACCACUCGCCUGCGCGUAGUAUUCGACGGAUCUAGUAAAACUGAUACAGGCAUUAGCUUAAACAAUGUACUAUUAAAAGGGCCUACAAUACAAGACGAUUUAGUUAAUAUUUUGGCUAGGUUUCGUACACACAAAUAUGCGAUAUCCGCGGACAUGUCAAAAAUGUACCGUCAAAUUUGGGUUACACCGGAACAUCGCAAAUAUCAAAAAAUAUUUUGGUGGGAAAAUAAAGAACAACCUAUGCAAAUAUUUCAGUUAAAUACGGUCACUUAUGGCACUAUCUCGGCAUCGUUCUUAGCUACCGCGUGCUUGUAUAAAUUAGCAGAAUAUGAGUAUAGUAAUUUUUCAGAAGCGUGUACUGCUACAAAAAAAUGA
This is a messenger RNA of Diuraphis noxia (Russian wheat aphid), 1104 nucleotides long. RefSeq lists its product as uncharacterized. Lineage: Eukaryota; Metazoa; Arthropoda; Insecta; Hemiptera; Aphididae. The record is from RefSeq and is a predicted model, not a curated record.